Messenger RNA from Mytilus californianus (California mussel), 561 nucleotides. Its product is annotated as transient receptor potential cation channel subfamily M member 6-like. Lineage: Eukaryota; Metazoa; Mollusca; Bivalvia; Mytilida; Mytilidae. The record is from RefSeq and is a predicted model, not a curated record. The coding region runs from base 10 to 561 and encodes 183 amino acids. Gene Ontology annotation, biological process: monoatomic cation transmembrane transport. The transcript is spliced from 3 exons. Gene Ontology annotation, molecular function: monoatomic cation channel activity.
ACCACUUCGAUGCCUACAAUUGAGAUAUUGAGACUUGCUGUACUGAUAAAUCGGAGGGAAACGGCAGCUGUUCUAUGGUACCACUGCGAUAAUCCAAUAAUGACCGCCCUGAUUUCAAGCAUUUAUCUUACUUCGUUGGCAAAUACUGCAGAACAAACAUUUGACGAAAAAGAUCAAGAGGAAUUGCAGAAUCAUGCAGAUUUGUUUUUAUCACGUGCCAUACAACUUUUAGAAAAAAUGUUUUCUGAUAAUGAACGUCUGGCAAAAGAUGCUUUGGAUUACGUCUCUGAAAUAUGGGAACAUUAUGAAAGUCCUUUACAUUUUGGGCACCAAUUUAAUAUCGAGGAGUUCAUAUCUCACCCGUCCAAUCAGAAGGAUGCAAGUAAACGAUUGUUUUCGUAUAAUUUAACUGAAGAUAAAAACAUCCAGUCAGGUAGUAACCAAGAUAACAGGACUUCAAAUGCCAAUGAAUUACAAAUCCAGGAAUCUACUACGGUGAGCGGUUGCUUUUUAUGUAUAGGUGUUUGUAAACUAUUUGAUAACAGAAAGAUCAGCUGUUAA